Darwinula stevensoni is the source of this 1479-nucleotide messenger RNA. The record is from the annotation of a GenBank genome assembly. Lineage: Eukaryota; Metazoa; Arthropoda; Ostracoda; Podocopida; Darwinulidae.
AUGGUAAAAAGAAAGCAAGUCCUCCGCCUCUGGAAGACGGGCGCGGCGAAGCGGACGUGCAAGGACUCCCUCCUCGCCCGGAACAAGGAAGUACUCCUGGAGCAACUGGACUACUCGUUGCACGUGGUCCAGAGGAUCCUCGGACGAGAGCACCUCAUCCUCCCGCAGCUGGUGGCCCUCUCCCCUCGCGACGCGGAACACCUCCGGCUGAGCGUCCGGGCCUUGCGUCCAGUAGAAAGCCGACGAGAGAAGGAGUUGAUCCCGGGGAACGUGUACGGGAUUCUGGCCGACGACUGCGCUUUCAUGGGUUCGAGACCGUCCUCGGGUCCGUCGUGGUGCGUGGAAAUCAAAGCGAAGCAAGGGGUUCUCCCCCCGGAUUGGCAGGAACCGCUCUGCCGUUUCUGUCUCCAUCAGCACAUGAAGAUGAGGAAGAAGAAGCUGGAGUACAUGUCGCCUUACUGUCCGUUCGAUCUCUUCUCCGGUUGCCCGUGGCGAACGAAGGAGGCCGUCUACGGACUCCUUUCCUCUCCGCAGAACAACCUGAAGAUAUUCCGAGUGAGCGACUCGAAGGGGUACGGGGCGGUGCGAAAGGCGAACCGGUUCGACGCGUUUUUCUAUUUUUUCUCCCGGACAGGACGGGAAGUCGAUAUACGGCGACGAACGACACCGGUCGUUGCCUUCGAAGGAGGUCCUGGCAGCCUGGUUCCCUUCGGCUUCCUCGUCUCACGAGUGAGUCCGCGAGAGGCCCGGAGGGUCGGAGAAGAGAAGAGAAAGAAGGAAGUGAGAGAUGCGGGCGAGGGGAAGCGAGGGCCACGAAGGGCCGAGUCCCGUUGCUCCGCCAAGGACAUCGAUGGGGGGGAAUACGGAACCGCAGCCGAGAAAGGGCAUCUUCAUCGCGGUCGACUCGCUUCUCGAUGCGAAGGCCGACCGGGGUUUCGUGACGCGUUUCGGGCCGGAUUCGUCGACCGGAAGAACGGGAACGGGAUCGUGAGGGCUGACCUUCACGCGUCGGGAUCGGAGUCGGCGGAGCACGAAGGCAUUCUCGCGCGAUGGAUUUUUCUCUUCCGUCGAGUCGUGGGGUUCGUUCGGGCUUUACUCGUGUUUCUGGGACGUAAACGAAGAGAGAGAGGUGAAAUCGUUUACCCUCGAUUCCCGCCGAAGGACCGUGCGCCGCUCGCGAGGAGGAAAACGGUCGCCGGGCGGGGGGAACGUUUUUACGGGCUCGGACUUCCAGAGGGCGACGUCGGUCGGUUGCGCCUUUCGCGAGGAUAUCCGAUGCAGAACUGGGAAGACGGCCAGAUCGUGAGGCGUUGGGGGAUGGCGGCGAUUCCAGAUGCGGUUUCCUUAUUCGGGGGAGGUCAUUCGUACCGGUCGGCGACGCCUCUGGGAUAUUCAAACGAAGAGGAAGCAGGGGUGCAGCCCUGCCAGAAACUCAUUCCAGGGAUGGUCUGGGGGCAGAAGGGUCAAGGGGAGCCCUGA